GAAACCCGUGGGUUCACUGAAACCUGAUUUUUCUUCGUCUUGACUCUAGCCGGCGGCUCACUAUAGGAAUUGCGUGCUAUCCGUCGCGUUGGUUAUCAGCUACUAAAGAUCAUGGUGCUGUCUGUGAAGAAGACCCUGGCGCUGGCGCUCUGCGUGUCGACGUUCGCCACUUCGGAGGUGGCACAGAGCUCGGCUCUCCGCACGCACCCGCGCCGCGGGCUGGCUGGUAUCCACCAUACUACCCAGUACGCACCCAAGGUGGUGAAGCAGCCCAAGGGCGCUCCCGUGCAGCAGGAGGACAGUGGCUCGUCCGACUCCUACGACUCAUAUGACUCGUACGACCUGGAUGGCUCCGACUCGGCCGACGUGGAGCUGCAGGGCUCGGAGGAGAUGGACAUUUCGAGUUCGCAGGAUCUGGACAUGGACGUGGACGGCCCAACCGACAUGGACGUCGACCUGGACGACGGUGAGGAACUGGAGUACAGUGGAGAGGGCGACCAGACACUCGACAUGUCGUCGUCGGGUGAUAUGGACUUCUCGGCCGACGCCAGUCUAGACGGGAGUGGCCAGAUGGACGCGGAAAUCGAGUUCACGGACGGAUCCGUGGACGUGGAUCUGGAUGACGACGAGGACUAUAGCCAGGAGCUCGAGUUCGAGGAUGACGAGGUUGUGGACGAGAUCAUCGAAGUUCCCGAGGGAGCCAAGUCGAUUCACCUGCGUGUGCACAAGGGCAAUGUGGACCUGGAUAUCAUCAAGGGUGCCAAGGAGCACGUUAAGAGCGAGGCUCAGCCCGAGCAGAAGAAGGAGGAGGCCCCCAAGGAGGAGCAGAAAAAGGAGGAGACGGCUGCCACUGAGACCAAGGAGGAGACUGUGUCAUACGCUGCUGAGGCCAAGGAGUGGAUCGAGGAGAACGGCAGUAAGCCUGCCGUCCUGGGCGGCUUGAUCGGUGCCGCUGUGGGUAUCGUCGGUAUCGCUGGUGUAGCCAUCGCCAAGAGCCGCAAGCGCGCGUCCGAGAAGUCUGUUCUGGCAGAGGACGCUGCCGCUGACGCUGAGGCUGAGGCCGAGGUGGACGAAGACGCCGAGUCGGAGUCGGACAACGACUCAGACAGUGAUGAGGAUGUCGAGGCUGGCGUGACGGUACUUACGGAAGACGCUGAGGAGGAGAAGAAGACAAGCGUCGUGGAAGGUUCAGUGUAAGUAAAUUUCUGGCCUCAAGCGCCGCACAGACAGCAGACGAUCGGUGGAUGCAUGCAAGUAAGAGAGUAACGAAUCGUAGCUCCAGUAUAUUCUAUGGCAAGGUGUCGCCUUCAAGCAUCCGCCGGAAGAUCGAGGGCAUCUUCAUUUUUCUAAAAAAAAAUCUCUGUCAAUGGAUUUAUAUUUUUUUCGAGAUGUUUAUAAAAUCGUACUUUGUGAU
Phytophthora nicotianae INRA-310 is the source of this 1414-nucleotide messenger RNA. RefSeq lists its product as hypothetical. The record is from RefSeq and is a predicted model, not a curated record. NCBI's taxonomy places the organism in Eukaryota, Oomycota, Peronosporomycetes, Peronosporales, Peronosporaceae. The transcript has a single exon. The coding region runs from base 112 to 1197 and encodes 361 amino acids.